AUGGCUGUUGUAGUGGGUGACAUGGCCCGUUGGAGGCAAGCAGGGCUCGAGACAAGGUGGUCUGCCACAGGUCCCAGUGUUGCCUGGUUGGGCAAACUGUCCUUGGCCAUUGGUAUGGCAAGCGGAAGCAGCGUUGCUAUUGAUGGUAUCUUUACCACCUCGGGUGUUCCGGUUCUUGCUAGUGGCUACAAUGCAUUCGGCAAGUUUGUUGAGGCAGAUCAUUGGGCCCUUUGGAUUGAUAUCAACUUGAACACGGCUUUGGGCAAUUUCAAACCUCAGGAGUCUACCUUCAAACCUCUCAAACUAACCCUUUUGGAUAGGCAGUCGGUUAGACGCUAUCUCCAACUGGUCCACUUGGGUUACAAAGAGUAUGACAUCCCUUCACAUCUUACCAGGCUAAAUCAGCGCAUUGAAAACAAUGAACGGCAGAUGUCACCCUUGUUGGCACAUAAAUAUAACUGCCUCCAUUGGUACGGCGGCUUGCUGAAGACAAUUGUUGCACUACCUCAUCCGGCAAGGUUCUGUGGUCUCCAAAGUUGCAAGGAUUUUGGGACCAAUUGA
Messenger RNA from Cylindrotheca closterium, 561 nucleotides. Lineage: Eukaryota; Bacillariophyta; Bacillariophyceae; Bacillariales; Bacillariaceae. The record is from the annotation of a GenBank genome assembly.